Poecilia latipinna (sailfin molly) is the source of this 3301-nucleotide messenger RNA. RefSeq names its product transient receptor potential cation channel subfamily V member 1-like. The transcript is spliced from 18 exons. The coding region runs from base 150 to 2510 and encodes 786 amino acids. Gene Ontology annotation, cellular component: plasma membrane. Lineage: Eukaryota; Metazoa; Chordata; Actinopteri; Cyprinodontiformes; Poeciliidae. The record is from RefSeq and is a predicted model, not a curated record. Gene Ontology annotation, molecular function: calcium channel activity; protein binding. Gene Ontology annotation, biological process: calcium ion import across plasma membrane.
UGAAAUGAAAGCGCAUAGAGUUGCACACAGGAAGCUCUGCAGCGACUUCAUCAACUAACAAGAACAAGACAAGAAAGGCAUAGCUCAGAUGCCAGAAAACCAGACAAACAUCCUCGGACCCUGAAGGAUUACCAGAGUUUUACGUAAAGAUGAGGAAGUCAGAUAUUUUUGAUUUCCAUCUGGAGGCGGAUGACAGAACGGAGGAGGAGAAACAGAAGCAAAAAGCACCAAAGAAGGAUGGUUUGGGUUCUGCUUUAGGUUUGAGCAAAGAGGCCCCUAAAGCCCCCAUGGACACCGACUACCAGGAGGAAAUGGAGCCGGUCAAGCCUCAGAUCCGAUUCAAUCUCAAUUUUGACAAAGGGAUUCGAGGUGAGGCAUCACAGCCAAAGAGAGACAGCUCCACAUUCACCAUUGAGCGUCUGUUUGAAGCAGUGGCCAGCAGGGACGUCAACAAACUGGACGGCCUAUACCAGUACUUGCAUCAGAACAUGAAGAAACUCUCUGACUCUCUGUAUCAGACGUACGGUAAAACCGCCCUGAUGAAAGCUCUGCUGCACCUCAAAGAUGGCAAGAACGAAACCAUAGAGGAGCUGGUCAAAGUUUCAGAGAGGAUCGGUGACAUAAAAGAGUUUGUGAAUGCCGCCUUCACCGACAGCUACUAUAAAGGUCAGACUGCUCUACACAUAGCCAUUGAGAGGAGGAGUUUGUCCUACGUAAAGCUGCUGGUCAGCAAAGGUGCAGAUGUUCAUGCCAAAGCCUGUGGGAAGUUUUUUCAGCCUCAUGAUGGUCCCAACUUCUACUUUGGUGAGCUGCCCCUUUCUCUAGCAGCCUGCACAAACCAGCCUGACAUAGCGGAUGACAGAACGGAGGAGGAGAAACAGAAGCAAAAAGCACCAAAGAAGGAUGGUUUGGGUUCUGCUUUAGGUUUGAGCAAAGAGGCCCCUAAAGCCCCCAUGGACACCGACUACCAGGAGGAAAUGGAGCCGGUCAAGCCUCAGAUCCGAUUCAAUCUCAAUUUUGACAAAGGGAUUCGAGGUGAGGCAUCACAGCCAAAGAGAGACAGCUCCAUAUUCACCAUUGAGCGUCUGUUUGAAGCAGUGGCCAGCAGGGACGUCAACAAACUGGACGGCCUAUACCAGUACUUGCAUCAGAACAUGAAGAAACUCUCUGACUCUCUGUAUCAGACGUACGGUAAAACCGCCCUGAUGAAAGCUCUGCUGCACCUCAAAGAUGGCAAGAACGAAACCAUAGAGGAGCUGGUCAAAGUUUCAGAGAGGAUCGGUGACAUAAAAGAGUUUGUGAAUGCCGCCUUCACCGACAGCUACUAUAAAGGUCAGACUGCUCUACACAUAGCCAUUGAGAGGAGGAGUUUGUCCUACGUAAAGCUGCUGGUCAGCAAAGGUGCAGAUGUUCAUGCCAAAGCCUGUGGGAAGUUUUUUCAGCCUCAUGAUGGUCCCAACUUCUACUUUGACGCCUGGGAUUACCUGUAUGUUUUUGGCCAGCUGCUGACUUUACUUGCAAACUGCUAUUUCUUUGUCUUUGGGAUUAUAGAAAUGAAGAGGAAGAGGCCAAAGCUGCAGUCACUGCUGAUUGAUGGAUAUUAUGAGAUUCUCUUCUUCUCUCAGGGCUUGCUGUUCCUGGCCGCCACUGUUCUGUACUGGGCGGGGAGGCAGGAGUAUCUGGGCUUCCUGGUUAUCUGUCUGGCUCUCAGCUGGGUGAAUGUGCUCUACUACUCCAGGGGAGACAAACACAUGGGCAUCUACAGUGUCAUGAUACAGAAGAUGAUCCUCAGCGAUAUCCUGCGCUUCCUUUUUGUUUAUGUUGUUUUCCUCUUUGGAUUCUCAGCAGCCGUGGUCACACUCCUCAUACAACCUCCUCCUGAAAACACAACAGGAAAAGGGAGGCAAGGAUUGUUUGGUACUGCCAAACCCGACACGGAGUGUUUCACGCCCACCUACAGAAACAUCUCCUACACUACCCUGCAGCUCUUCAAGUUCACCAUAGGCAUGGGCGACAUGGAGUUCACCCAGGAUUACCAGUACAUGGAGGUGUUCUAUGUCCUUCUUAUUUUCUACAUCAUUCUCACCUACAUCCUGCUCCUCAACAUGCUUAUAGCCCUAAUGAGCCGCACAGUGGAAAAGAUCACCGAGGAGAGUGCCAGCAUUUGGAGGCUGCAGAGGGCUGUCACAAUCAUGGACAUGGAGAACAGACUACCCUGCUGUCUGAAGAACAGUUUUCGCUCUGGGGUGGAGAGGAAACUCGGCACCGCUUUUGGAGACGAUCGUCGAAGGUGUUUCAGGGUCGAGGAAAUGAACUGGAACAAAUGGAACACCAACCUGGUCAACAUCAGUGAGGAUCCAGGAUACUGUGAUCGGGGCCAGAAGCUUGAUUUGAACAGCACUUCCAGAGGAUUUAACAGAGGGAGGAGCUUGAGAGACAUUUUCAUGGAGGGCACUUGGAGAAGGAGUAGGAUGCCUCAGUCCACUGAGAUGAGCCCCCUGAAUAUAUGAAGACUUAAAAAUGGUCACACAGUCUGAAUGAUACAAGCAACAAGGCUUUCCGACUCAAACAUAUUAUUGUUGAACAGAGAACAGCUGGAACUGUUUCCUUAACUGACUUGCAGUGUUUGCGUUGUUGUAAAUAGAAUUUCAGAAGAAACAUUCAAGUAAUAUCAACAGUACCAAGGAAAAUGUUGAGGGUCUUUCUGUGUUUGAUGUCAAUAACUCUUAAAAAUUUACCUUUAGGCAUGCUUUAACAAGUUUUGCUUAAUCCUAGAUGAAAUGUUGUAUUUUUAAUUAAAAUGUCUUGCAAUGCGUAUGUCAACGAGCUGAUUUUGAACGCAAGCGGUGCAAAGGCGCCCCAACCUUCCUGCGCCUCUGGUGUGGCUUAAAAUCCAUCAUGGCGUUCUACUGAUCACCAAGGUGCUGAUCCUGCCUCUCCUGCUGGGUGCCCUUUAUGCAGGUCCCAUUUUCAUCACAGCCAGACAAGCUAAAUCUACUGCAGUCAGAUCAGGCCUGCAGAUUUCACAGCUUGCCUCCGUCUACUCGACUUCCUCUAGCCAUGAGGCAGAGGCAGGCCAGGAAAAAGGGCAUGAAAGCACAGCAAUCGGAGCAACAAUCGCCACCUUCGGCACCGGCUGACACAGUUACAAAUUAUACGUGCUCCAGACCUUUUUGUUCAGUCACUUCUUUGGCUGUGCGGCUCUCGUCGUAGUUUCCUUAUGUUAUGCAAAUAAAAGGUGAUCAUUUUGGCUUUUCAGAGAUGCAUUUGAACAUUUUUUGCCCAGUGUACUGACAAUAUA